Cucurbita pepo subsp. pepo (vegetable marrow) is the source of this 158-nucleotide messenger RNA. The record is from RefSeq and is a predicted model, not a curated record. NCBI's taxonomy places the organism in Eukaryota, Viridiplantae, Streptophyta, Magnoliopsida, Cucurbitales, Cucurbitaceae.
GGAGGAGGAGGAGGAGGACAAAGCCGGAGUCAUGAGGACGACGAAAAUGGCGGAAUUUGUUAGCUUCCUCUACCGCGUUGCAGAGAGGUGGAAGAUUGGGAUUGGAUUAGGUAAUGAAAUCGUUGUGGCGCACGGAAUUUGAUGCCAAAAUGAAGCAG